Messenger RNA from Solea solea (common sole), 583 nucleotides. Its product is annotated as protein Niban 2-like. The record is from RefSeq and is a predicted model, not a curated record. Bases 100 to 411 code for a protein of 103 amino acids. NCBI's taxonomy places the organism in Eukaryota, Metazoa, Chordata, Actinopteri, Pleuronectiformes, Soleidae. The transcript is spliced from 3 exons.
GGUGGAUGAACAUGUAAUGGAGUUGCAGCAUCAGUCGCUGACCAAGGAAUUACUGGGGAAGUUGGUGGUAGAGGGAGGCUAUUGACAUGUCACAGCAAGAUGCUCAAAAAUGUAGAGCACAUGGAGAAGAUCGCCAUGCUGGCUUUCCAUCCAGUUAAGAUGCACAGCUGCUAUGAGAAGGAGGUGAACCUGAGCCUUGAGGGUCUGCAGCAACAGUUUGACGUGAGCAGCCCGUCAGUGUUUGUCCAAAGGGCCCAGAUCCCCAUGAGAGAGAUGUUUGAGCAGAUCCUUCAUCAGAGUCUCGAGUCUCAGGGUACAGAGGAGCUGUGUAAGAUCAUCCAGCACUGCCAGGACAGAGUCAUUAAGGUAAUACACAAAGAAAACAGGCUUGUGCAUCAAAUUCUUGCAUAACAUCUACAUUAAUAUCUAAUAAUAUUACAUCUGGCAUACUCCAGCCCUGGGAGUGAAACUUUUGGUCUGGCCUUGUUUUAGUGUUAAUGAAAAUUCAGGUUCACCUUUAUCAAUUUAUUAAUUUUUUAACAAAGAGUCCAGGAUACCGGGCAAUAUCCCAGCUUAAUCCCUU